AUGACCUUUACGGACCGGAUGGCCGCCGGCUCGGGCGCGCGCGCGGUCGCGCAGACCUGCCUCCACCCGAUCGACGUGAUGCGCACGCGGCUGCAGGCCAAAUCCAUCACGUCGGCCCUCGCGCCGCGGACGUUCCUCAAGGGCAUCACGCCGCAGUUCGCGCUCGCCAUCCCCGCCGGCGCGUUGCAGUUCACGUGCUACGAGUGGGCCAAGGAGCGCUUCGCGCGGCGACACAUGACGGGCGCGCUGCCCGAGAUGUCCUGCGGCGCCUUCGGCGCGCUCGGCGCGUCGCUGGUCCUCGUCCCGAAGGAGGUCCUCAAGCAGCGCGUGCAGGCCGACGUCUACCCGAACGUCGUCGCGGGCGUCAGGACGCUCAUGAGGACCGAGGGUCCCCGGGGCCUCUACCGCGGCUAUUUCGCGACCAUCUCGCGCGACGUGCCGUGGAACGCGCUCUCGUUCAUGUUCUUCGGGCAGGCGAAAAAAUACUACGAGUCGAUCGCCGGCCGCGCGCCCGGCAAUCGCGAGAAGCUCGCGCUCGGCGCGCUCGCCGGCACGACCGCGGCCGUCAUCAUGACGCCCGUCGACGUCGUCAAGACGCGCCUCAUGACGGGCGGCGGCGCG
Aureococcus anophagefferens is the source of this 621-nucleotide messenger RNA. RefSeq lists its product as hypothetical. Gene Ontology annotation, molecular function: S-adenosyl-L-methionine transmembrane transporter activity. The record is from RefSeq and is a predicted model, not a curated record. Gene Ontology annotation, biological process: transmembrane transport. Gene Ontology annotation, cellular component: mitochondrial inner membrane. The annotation marks the transcript as partial. The transcript has a single exon. Lineage: Eukaryota; Pelagophyceae; Pelagomonadales; Pelagomonadaceae.